Molecule: messenger RNA, 285 nt
Organism: Penicillium waksmanii
Lineage: Eukaryota; Fungi; Ascomycota; Eurotiomycetes; Eurotiales; Aspergillaceae
Product: ATP synthase subunit e
Exons: 3
Coding region: 1-285 (94 amino acids)
Biological process (GO): proton motive force-driven ATP synthesis
Molecular function (GO): proton transmembrane transporter activity
Source: RefSeq, a predicted model, not a curated record
AUGGCUAGCCAAGGUGUCAACGUCCUCCGUUACUCGGCUCUCGUUGCCGGUCUCGUCUACGGUGUUUACCACCAGUCCUCCCUCAACUCCCAGACCAAGCGCACCGAGAUCGAGCAUGAGUACACCCGCAAGGAGCGUCUGAUUGAGCAGGCCAAGGCCGAGUGGAGGAAGAAGACCCAGCCCCAGGAGACCAAGACGCAAUCCUCCGGCCUCAUUACCGAUUUCGCGGACCCCAAGUUCGACCUCGAGGCCUUCCUGCAGGCCAAGUUCGCCGAGAACCCUUAA